UCCCACCUCCGCCUGCGUCACGUGCCUGCGCCGGCAGCGCUCCCGCUUUCCUGUCCGGUGCGGCUCCAGGUCCCUGUAUUUUGGGUCCGGACCGCUCGCCGUCCGCUCCGUCCGCCCUUAGACCUGUUGCCCAGCACCCGUGCAGUUCCCGCCUGCCGACGAUGCCCGCGGGCGUGCCCAUGUCCACUUACCUGAAAAUGUUCGCAGCCAGUCUCCUGGCCAUGUGCGCAGGGGCGGAAGUGGUGCACAGGUACUACCGACCGGACCUGACAAUACCUGAAAUUCCACCAAAGCGUGGAGAACUCAAAACAGAGCUUUUGGGACUGAAAGAAAGAAAACACAAACCUCAAGUUUCUCAACAGGAGGAACUUAAAUAACUAUGCCAAGAACUCUGUGAAUAAUAUGUCUUAAGUAUGUAUUUCUUAAUUUAUUGCAUCAAACUACUUGUCCUUAAGCACUUAGUCCAAUGCUAACUGCAAGAGGAGGUGCUCAGUGGACGUUUAGCCGAUACGUUGAAAUUUAAUUACGGUUUGAUUGAUAUUUCUUGAAAACUGCCAAAGCACAUAUCAUCAAACUAUUUCAUGAAUAUGGUUUGGAAGAUGUUUAGUCUUGAAUAUAAUGCGAAAUAGAAUAUUUGUAAGUCUACUAUAUGGGUUGUCUUUAUUUCAUAUAAAUUAAGAAAUUAUUUAAAACUAUGAACUAGUUUCAUUAAUUGAAUUUGCUAAGUGGAGUUAUUUCUCAUUGCUAAACUGAUAUUUUCAAAUUCUAGGUCUCUGCUAACUUUAGUAAAUGAACACCAAGGUGGUGAGCUUUGAUAAUGCAUUUUGUGGAUACAAAAUCAUCACCUCAUCACUUUCUAGAAUGAAAGGCUGGGGGCAUUGCUUACCUUUUGUGUGAAGAAAAGACCUGUCCCUUAGAGCCAGUUUUUGCUUAAGGGGAGGACAGACCGUCACUCAGUGGACCACAUGAAUGAAUGGAUGCAGUGCAUGCUUUAGAAGCACUGCAUACCUUCCUUUUACAGGUACAGAGUAAGUGGUCUGGCUACUGAGGGAAAGUCAUGAUUUGAAUCCGAGUCUCCUGUAAGACAAUGACUUCAUGAAGAUGAAAAAUCAGUUUUAUGGUUAUUAAAGUAAAAAUUUACCUUGGGUAAAAA
Molecule: messenger RNA, 1153 nt
Organism: Nomascus leucogenys (northern white-cheeked gibbon)
Lineage: Eukaryota; Metazoa; Chordata; Mammalia; Primates; Hylobatidae
Gene: C10H12orf73
Product: ubiquinol-cytochrome c reductase complex assembly factor 6
Biological process (GO): mitochondrial respiratory chain complex III assembly
Cellular component (GO): mitochondrion
Source: RefSeq, a predicted model, not a curated record